Fusarium pseudograminearum CS3096 is the source of this 2883-nucleotide messenger RNA. RefSeq lists its product as uncharacterized. Lineage: Eukaryota; Fungi; Ascomycota; Sordariomycetes; Hypocreales; Nectriaceae. Gene Ontology annotation, biological process: GPI anchor biosynthetic process; fungal-type cell wall organization. The record is from RefSeq and is a predicted model, not a curated record. The transcript has 8 exons. The coding region runs from base 1 to 2883 and encodes 960 amino acids. Gene Ontology annotation, cellular component: endoplasmic reticulum.
AUGGCGUCCAAAUACAAGGACAAAGACACUGGCGUCGUCCUCAGCUUCAAUGGAAGCUUGGUCAGUUGGGCGCACACAACCGUCGCGUACACCGCCUUCUUCAGCGCAUUGGUUAUCGGCCUCUACCUUCACUAUCACAAGAUCGUCCAGAACGAGUUCUACGGUUAUCCGCAAGAAUGGUUUCCCUCGGUGUCCGCAACAAUCGGUGAUCGAUACCCAGAGCGAUCCUUCUUCAUGAUCUUCAUUGCCAUCACAUCCGGUCCUCGAUUCGCUCUUGUCGGCUUAUGGUAUCUCCUCACGCGCAAACCCGGCCAGAAGCUACCCACGUUCGUCGCUGUCAUGGGACUCGUGCGAACGCUGACCUGCGGCGGAUGGACAUACAUCACCUCUACAGAUGACCACGAUUGGCACGAUAUCCUGAUGAUCUCGUAUAUUGUUGCGACGCUUCCGUGGACGACUGGCUGCAUCGUACUGAGCCCCGCCAACCCCCAGGCAAUUAAAUACCGAAAGUAUCUAGCGUCGGCUUUCUUCGGAACCCUUGUGCCAUUGAUUUACUUUUUUAUUCAGCACAAGGUCCAUCGUGUCGCUGGAGCUUACACCACAUACGCCUUCUUCGAGUGGUCAUUGAUUAUCUUCGAUGUAGCCUUCGACGCCGUAACUGCCCUCGAUUUCAGUACUUUUGAUAUCGAAGUUAGGGACGUCAGGGGUACGAGAAAGGGUGAGAAUCAUUCAUCAGUACCAUCUGCUGUUUUGGAAAAAGAAAAGGAAAAGGAAACUGGUGGCGUCUUAGCUGUUCGUUUCAGCUGGCCCGAGGCACUUGAUAUUGCCGCUGAAAUCUACCAUGGGUACGUUUUCUGGUCUAUCUUGACCAGCCUGGGACUUGUAGUAUGGUACUUCCCACUCUGGUACAUGGGCAUUUCCGGAUACGAAGUUUCGGUUAUGACCACCAUUUCGCCUUUUAUUCUUGCAAACCGCUCGGCACGAUCUCUGGUGGUGAAUAAUCUGCGUGUUGUGCACCUCCUUUCUCUGGCAGGCAUUGCAGCUUACCUAGUCGAGGAACCUACCAUGCGUCUUUUCAGCGUUGGUUUCGGUGUAUUCAUGUCAUGUUUGGGCUGGGCUGGAACUCUUUUCGCGGAGUCUGUACAUGAGGGUCGCCUCGAGUCCAAGAUUCUCGGUUGGAUGAUUGGUCUCAUCCUUUCGUCCACUGCCAAAUUUGCAUGGUGGACCAACAAUCCUAUUUGGCCUAUUAUGCAUGCUGCGAAUGGUGGUUGGAACAACACCGGCCUUGUGCUCAGUAUCAUCGCUGCUCUUCGCUUCACACGAAGAACACCUCUCACUGCUGGUCUCGUUACCAGCCCUGCCAAGACCAGUUCCAGCUUCCUUGCCUCGCUUGGCCUAGCAGGGUUGUUCUUUGGCCUUCACUCGCUGCUCUCCGACACCAGUACGAUGAUCCUCUGGGGCUGGGAAGGAUACCCUAUUCGCGGCCCUUACUUCUCUACCCAUGGCUGGCUCACUGUUCUUGCCAUGUCGCUGGGUGUGUUCAGUGGAGUUUGGCAACCCAGGGUCGCGAGCAGUUGGGGUGCCUACAUUAUUGGCACCGCUGGUGCUAUGUUUUUGACAUUUUUCAGUCAUUGGUCUGGUUACUAUGGUGCCCUUACGCUUGCUACCUACUUGAUGGCAUACUCAGUUCCGAUUCUCGUCCACGCAGCCAAGACGAGUCCUGCAACAACUUUUGGCAAUGGGUUCCUAAUCUACAACUUUUUGGUUCUCUUCCACGUAUGGGUUGUGGCCUAUGCUUUUGUUCCAGGAGGCCAACUUGUCCGCGAGCAUACUGACUGGGUCAUGUAUACCAUGAUGACCUGUAUUGGAGCUGGUGUGUACGGCAUCAAUGUUUCCAGCCCCCAGCGACAAACUCCAAAACGAUCUCUGCCAACUCAGCAACGGAAGCUCUUCGGAAUCUCAACCAUCAUAAUAAACAUCAUGUUUCUCAUCUCGGCAUUCCAGCGCUUUCCUGCAAACAAUCACCAGCCGUAUCACGGAGAGGAUCGUAUCCUGACUGCUGGUAUCUGGACGAUCCAUUUCUCAUUCGAUAAUGAUAUGUGGGCGUCAGAGUAUCGCAUGCGAGAUCUUAUCAAGGAAUUGGAGAUUGAUGUGAUCGGUCUUCUGGAGUCUGACAACCAGCGUAUCAUCAUGGGUAACCGUGACGCUACACAAUUCCUUGCUGAGGAUCUUGGCAUGUACGUCGACUAUGGUCCUGGCCCCAACAAGCACACAUGGGGCGCUGCUCUGUUAUCCAAAUUUCCCAUCAUGAACUCUACACAUCACCUUCUACCCAGCCCUGUUGGUGAGUUGGCCCCUGCCAUUCACGCUACACUGGAUGUCUAUGGUCAGCCUGUGGAUGUGUUUGUCUUUCACUCUGGGCAGGAAGAAGAUCCCGAGGAUCGACGUCUCCAGUCUCUCUACCUUGCCGAGCUCAUGGGCUCAACCCCUCGCCCAGCAUUCUUACUCAGUUAUCUGGUAACAAAGCCAAAGGAGGGCAACUACAACACCUACGUAAGCGAUAAGUCGGGCAUGAAAGACGUGGACCCGUCAGAUUGGGAUCGAUGGUGCGAGUAUAUCCUUUUCAAACGUCUAAAGCGUGUAGGAUAUGCCCGUGUCAGUCGCAGCUCGAUCACGGAUACCGAGCUUCAAGUUGCCAAGUUCAAGAUCCCUGAGUCCAAGGAGGAGAUUGCAAAGUUGGAAGCCCAGUCAGAUAAGGAGCGCAACCGCCAGGUUCAGGAAAAGGACGUGCCUGAAGGAUGGAGAUUCCCUGCCAUGUUCCGGGGUGACGGUGUGCGACAACACCGAUAUCAUGUCUUCAAUGAGCCAAGGUAUUUUAACUAA